ACCAUGUGGUUUUUAUGUGAACCAUACUAAGACCAUGUUUGAUCCCUCCCUUAAGGAAUUCAAGUAGACUGCGUAGCACUUACCAAUCGCAAGCGUACAAUAAUCAUCGCGAACUAUGACACCUAAGAUACUACACCGUUUGGCUUUUAAGGCUGUUUGUGCCGACUCGUACGUGUGAGCCAAUGGCCCUCACCAUCGACAGGCCCGUGCCUUGCUUAGCUUGCAGACGGCAUCACCCUUUGACAACAUGCUGCUGCUCGCACCUAUCAAUAUUGGUACAUAUUCCGCCUGUAGCACGUGUAUCGUGUGCUCUCGGCUGUUGUCGGACUCGAUGGAUAACCAGUUCCACAGCCGAAGGGAGCCCGGAGGCAGUCUUCAAUGCUGCACUAGACAAAGCUGGCCUCAUGGCGAAACCUCUCCGUGUGCCCGCGUCAGCGCUUGUGACGAACCAGCCUUUCACGACCCGGUCUUUAACGCGGAAGGCUUCCAUUGCGGAGUCGGUCCUAUGCCCUGGGCUCCGGGGCCCAGAGCUUGCUGCGCUCUAUGGAUCUGACCUACAGGGCGUCAUGCAACGUUCGGACGUCGAGUGUGCCACUGCACACGACCGGGACAUCGUGGAUUGGCUUCCUGAGCUUGAAGAGGACAAACUUGAAGGUUUCCUCGACACUGCGCCACCCGCCUACUAUGGCGAGUCGGACUGUAUCCGCUCUACCUUGUGUGCUGUCGUCGUGCAGCCGGGCGGAGGACCUUGUGCUGCAUGCCGGGAACUGGGCGUGGACAAGAAACACAAACUGCUACGCAAAGCACAGCGCGCGCAGCAGCGCAUCCUCUUGUUGGAGCAGGGCCUGCCGGCACUGCUUCCGACAUCGCUGCUGUCAACCCUCGGCCGGGCUGAACUGUUGUUGCGCCUCCAGGCGGCGCUACAACAUGCACAAGUUCUUCUCCAGGAUCUCGACACGGCACGUAGAUCAGUGGCAGCCAAUGCAGAGCGGACACGACCGGCACUCGUGGAUGAGCUGGAGGAGGCGUUUCGGUCGGGCAGACUGGAGCAUGGGUCUGUGUUUGCUUCUCUCAUGCGGGGCGCGGUGAGGGGCGACAGUCGCCGGGGCCGCCAGCUGGACCAUAUCGAGCGGGCCUUCUACCUCCUGUUGCUGCAGAUGGGUGGCCCUAUCGUGGUCAAAUUCGUGGCCGCCAACUUCAACGGCCCACAUCUUCGAACCAUCCAGAGGAGUCGCGCCAGUCAGGCGUACUUCCGGGUUGGGCCUGCACAUGACGAUGCCAACAUCAAAGGAGUACUCGGCGUGUUGACGGAGUUUUACGAAGCUCAGAUGUCGGGCGACGUGCCCACCUGGUCGCGCGCCUCCCAAGCGGCUGGCGGGUGGCGCAACAAGAGCCACCUGCUUGACGGUACUGGUCCCAACGGCAUCGGGGUGGAUCUGUCCGGCGGCUGGUAUGAUGCCGGAGAUCACCUGAAGCUGCACCUGCCCCUGGGUGUAUCCGCCAGCCUCCUGUCGUACGGCGUGCUGACGUGGGAGGCCGCCUACCGCGCUGCGGGCCAGUGGGAUAUCGCCGUACGGAACCUGGACUGGGUUGCGUCGUAUUACCUCAAGUGCCACUAUCAGGCCAGUGACACCCCCUCCGCCAACGCCUUUGUGGCCCAGGUUGGAGAUGUUGACACCGAUCACAACACCUGGUGGGGUCGCCCCGAGCAGCAGGCGCAGGGCGGGUCGCAGGGCUCGCCUGGAUGGAGGCCCGUGCAUGUCAUCACAGCCGCAGGGGGCCGAGGUGCAGACAUUGUGGGGGAGGCUGUUGCCACUCUGGCGGGUGUGUCUCUUCUUCUGAAGCGCCCGGGCGCCUACUCGAACCCCACACGGGCGGCCACGUUGCUCAGCCGGGCAAAACAACUGUUCGAGUUCGCAAAGACGAUCAAAAACACGUGGGGUCCUACUUCCGGCUCCAACGCCUACCCCAGCUCCAGCUACAAUGAUGACCUGGCCUGGGCUGCAGCCUGGUUGUGCAGGGCGGAUGUGGACGGUGGCGCCAUGAGCUUGACUGCCAGUGCCGCUUGUAAUGCCGCGCCCUCGCUCUGGGACGCCACCAAGUACGCGAACCUGGACUUGUCCUGGGACAACGUGGCAGCUGCUGCGGCGCUGCUGCUCCGGGACACCGGGGCGGGUGGGGCGACCUACGUGGCCAGCUACGACGACUUCGUCAACCGACUGCUGACAAGGUGGACUGGCAGUGGCGCCUGCAGCACUGGCGCCACACCCUGCAUGACCCCCGGGGGCCUGGCCUGGUACAGCGACUGGGGCAGUGCAAGAUAUGCAGCCAAUGUGGCGCUGGUGGCGCUGGCAGCGGCGCGCAGUGACGGCGGCGGAGGCGCGGCGCUGACGUCAGCAGCUCGGGCCAGUCGCAUCUGCUGGGCCAAGAACCAGGUUUCGUACAUGCUGGGUACCAACCCGCAGAGCCAGUCCUUCGUGGUGGGGUACAAGCCCACGACCUCGCACAAGGCGCCUGAGAAGCCCCACCACCGCAGCUCCAGCUGCAACCCCAGCUACGCCAUCACCUGCGACUGGACAGCGCUGGACGCUGCCGGCCCCAACCCCAGCGUGCUGGCGGGGGCGCUGGUGGGGGGACCGGGUCGUGAUGACAGCUACGUGGACAACCGCCGGGACUACAUGAAGAACGAGGUGGCGCUGGACUUCAAUGCAGGGUUCACAGCGGCGCUGGCGUCUCCGCCUCCAGCUCCCCUGGCCAGCUGCUCCCCCACGGACUACGCCUGCCAGCAGUGCAGCCAAUCGACCUAUACAGCCCCUGACGCCUGCCGCUCGUGUGUGGGGGCGAUGCGCAGCAUUGGUCAGGACCCAUAUCGGUGCUUCUCGUGCAGCAACGGAGUAACAGACCCCACCAUACAGGGCAUCUGCUUUACGGAGUGCGUUCCACCCACGGCUCUUAAGGGCAUUGACUGGAGCUGCAACUCCUACUGUGCGGACCCCAAUUUCGUGGGAACCGACGCUGCCAAGUCCCGCGAGUGUGUUUCGUGCCUCACGGGCGUCUCUAAUGCCUGGGACUGCUACAAUUGCAUGGCGGUGACGGCAUCACUGUCCGAUUCUGCUGCGGCCCGCGCCACCUGCUUCAAGUGUGUGACCACCACAACACUGGGCGGCUGGUCCUGCGGGGACUGCGCCUCCAGGGCAACCCCAGCGGAACGGGACAGCUGCAUCAAGUCCAGGGGCGGAUGAUGAGUCGAUGCUGGUGCAGGCCAGGACUACGAGCAUAGCGGCGGCGCUUCGUAUGGGAAGACACGUCGGCAUAAUGCAUAAUGCUAUGAGCGAGUUUAACACACAGAUAAUUGAAUGCAUGCAUGCAUGCAUGGCGAUCUGCUGGAUCCCAUCACACAUCAGAAGGCAGAACACACUGCAAAGACAUCUACACUGCAGUACGAAUGCAGUGAAACCACGUGUUGUUAGUACAUCCGUGCAUCCUUCCUACCAUUCUCAUGUGUGCUGCAUCAUCAUCGUGCAUUUCCCCCUUUUUCGUGUACAUACUGAACCAUAGGUAGCCUGGCGUCUCGGUGCCUUUGCACAAAGCUAAGAUAUAAUAUUAUAGAUCGUGCUUCUGGAAGGUGUUUGUACCGGUAGCAUAGGCAGCAGGUGAUGCUGCCCUGAAUGACAGGCAGGUAUUACCAUACGUGGCCGGGGCCAGCAUCCAGCAGGUGAUGUACGCUUGCAGGUACCUGGUGCGGUGCAGCAUGCAGGUUGGCUGGCCUCCAUCCAUUGUGC
Messenger RNA from Volvox carteri f. nagariensis, 3782 nucleotides. RefSeq lists its product as uncharacterized. Bases 183 to 3242 code for a protein of 1019 amino acids. The record is from RefSeq and is a predicted model, not a curated record. Gene Ontology annotation, molecular function: hydrolase activity, hydrolyzing O-glycosyl compounds. The transcript has 16 exons. Gene Ontology annotation, biological process: carbohydrate metabolic process. NCBI's taxonomy places the organism in Eukaryota, Viridiplantae, Chlorophyta, Chlorophyceae, Chlamydomonadales, Volvocaceae.